This is a messenger RNA of Sebastes umbrosus (honeycomb rockfish), 4194 nucleotides long. It is a transcript of the gene rasal3, whose product is annotated as RAS protein activator like 3. Gene Ontology annotation, biological process: regulation of GTPase activity. The coding region runs from base 416 to 3907 and encodes 1163 amino acids. The transcript has 19 exons. The record is from RefSeq and is a predicted model, not a curated record. NCBI's taxonomy places the organism in Eukaryota, Metazoa, Chordata, Actinopteri, Perciformes, Sebastidae.
GGGUUUUAUUUGGAGGGGGACAUGAAAGCAGAACAGGAAGUGAGGAACAAGGGAAGUAGGUGAAAACAUAAAGCACAGAAAAAAAAUUCUCAGUGGCCUUUCAUGAGGAAGCAAGCGCCCCGUGAGUGAGAGGAGCUGGGUGCUGCAACAAAGCAACGCAAACCCGACAGAGCAGCUAGUCGCAUGUUGCCGGAUAACGUUUUGCAAGACAGGAAACGAGAGAAGCAGAGAGACAGAACCAGUGAAGGCACUGACUACUUUGUCACCCUUAGCACUCACAAGAGUCUCCAAGAUAGCAGUAAAUCAGAGGGGAAACCGGUGAGGUCUCCUAUGAAGGCAUUUGAAUUCUAAUUUUGUUUGAUGCAUCCUUGAGAGGAGAGACAAAACUUGAUUAACACACCCUAGAAAUCUAAAAAUGGGCACAGAGGAGAAAGAUUUAGAGCCUUCAGCUCAACAACCACCAAAGGAACAGGGAUCACCAGAGAAGGAAAAGGAAUCUUCUGUGGAGCCUCCCCAAGGACAAACAUCUGAGACCAGUGACCCCCUCAACACCUACAAGUGGCAUACCGGCUCCAAGGGAGCACUCAAUGAGGUAAAAGAAGACGGAGAAGGAGGAACAGCUUCUUCCACAUCUACAAUCGAUAAGAUUCAGAAGGCCUCCACCAACAAAUGGAGCAAGAUGCAAAACUGGCGCAAGGCCCUGAGCGAGGACCCUGGAGACAAACAUUCACCCAGUGGGAGAGGCGGAGAGGGAGCCAAGCCAGAUAAAGGCGCCAGAAAGAACCCCUUCAGAAGGGCCCUGUCCGAGCCUCCCGGGUCACUGUUUGCAGCCCUGUCCCCUUCCUCUAGCUCUGCCAGCUCAGCUCAUGCAGCGUCAUCGUCAGCUGCUGCAGAGACCUCAGGGGUCUCCUCCACAGACCCCUCACAGAAAGGAGGCGGAGGGGCGCUCCUAAAAAAGUACCUGAGGAGUGUGUCCCAGAAGCUCAAAAGGCCCAGGCUGCAGAGUCGGAACAGCACCCCAACAUUACUGCAAGAUUUGGAUGAGGUCGUACCCACUGAACUACCAAGACUACAAUGGGCCCCACCUCAGGAGGUGCCCUUAUGGGACAUUAGCAACUGUAUGCUUGAAGAUGGACAAAUUCUCAUUUCUCCAGAUGAAGAGCCAACGUUGUGGACCCGAAACCGUGUCAGCAGCUGCCUGUCCAACCUCAGCAUGCAGAACCUCGUAGAUCUUGACACAGAAUGUAGCCCUGACCACGUGGGGUCACCAGGUGGCCCUCGACCAAAGAACCAAGAUGGCGGUGUGAGGGCACUGAUCAAGCGACGUCUCGAGAACAGGGCCAAAAGGAAUAGCAACUCCCAACUGAACCCUAUAGGACUAAACAAAGGAAGCAGGCACUAUGGUUCCCGGGAGUCUGUGUCCAUUCCAGUCAGUGCAGUGGGAAGUCUAGAUCUGAGUGCAGACACCAGCACUGUCAUCAGGCCAGUCCACAGCUCCAUUUUGGGGGAGAAGUACUGCUUUGAGGUGAUAAACUCCGAGAACACCCACUGCUUUGGCUGCUCCUCAGCUGCCGAACGUGACCGUUGGAUUGAAGACCUGAGAAGGGCUGCCCAGCCCAACAAGGAUAACAUCGAGCGCACAGAGAACUCCCUGAGUCUGUGGGUAAAUGAAGCUAAGGAUCUGCUACCCAAACGGAGUUACUACUGCGAGGUACACCUGGACGGGACCCUGUUUGCCCGCACCAGCAGUCGCGCUGUUGGCAAGCCGCCUAACCGCUCCAGCCUGGCAGGGGACAAUUCUACUGGGUCUUCAGGAGGCCUGGGGGCCAGUGGAGGUGUGGCUGGGGGGUGUCAGUUAUUCUGGGGUGAAUUCUUUGAGCUAGACAACCUGCCAUGUGUCUCCCAAAUCACCCUGCACCUAUUCCGCGAAGAAGACCCCAAGAAAAAGCGUCACUCCCGAGACGAAUCCAGCCUGCACCCACUGGGCAGUGUGGCCAUGCCUUUAGCUGAGAUCAAAGGGAGGACCUAUCAGGAGAAGUGGUAUCCCAUUACUCCAUACAAGGCCUCAGGCACAGCGGGGAACAAAGAACUACUAGGGCCACAGGCUUCACUCCGCAUCAAGGCCCGUUUUCAGAAUUUGCAAGUGCUGCCCAUGGAGAAAUACAAAGAGUUUGCUGAGUAUGUGACGGUGGAUUAUGUGGAAAUGUGCAGAAACCUGGAGCCACUUCUGAAUGUGAAGGAGAAGGAAGAGCUGGCAGGAGCUCUGGUCCAUGUACUGCAGAGCAUUGGCAAGGCCAAGGAGUUCCUCCUUGAUCUGGGCAGUGCAGAGGUGGAGCGCCUUGGAGAGAAGGAGGCACUGAUCUUCAGAGAGAACACAUUGGCCACUAAAGCCAUAGAUGAAUAUAUGAAGCUGGUUGGCCAGAAGUACCUCAUUGUCACACUAGGGGACUUUAUCAGCCGUCUUUACGCCUCAGUGGAGAACUGUGAAGUUGAUCCUCGUAAAUGCCCUGCCUCUGAAUUGUCAAACAACCAAAAGCACUUGAUGGAAGCCUGUGAGGAGGUGGUGCAGAAGAUUAUUGAGUCCCAUGGACCCUUUCCUGAAGAGUUAAACAAGAUCUUCUCCAGCUGGGUGGAGCUGUGUGAAGACCAGGGCAGACCAGAGAUUGGCCAGCGUCUCAUCUCUGCUUCCCUCUUCCUUCGAUUCUUAUGUCCUGCUAUCCUCAGCCCUUCUCUUUUUGGUCUGACACAGCCUUACCCAGAGCCAAACACCCUGCGUACCCUCACCUUAACUGCCAAAGUCAUCCAGAAUCUGGCCAACUUCACCCUGUUUGGAGAGAAAGAGGAGUACAUGCUCUUUAUGAACGAAUUCCUGCAGCAGCACUGGGAUGGAAUGAGGGGUUUCCUACAAACAGUGUCUAAUCUUGACACAGAAAUCCCAAUGUCUUCCUUCGAUGGCUAUGUGGAUCUGCCUCUUCGCUUGGCUGUGCUCCAUGGCCUUCUGGUAGACAUCAUCUAUCAGAAGGACCAGGACACAAUUGAAAAGCUGCACCCUCUGCCUUCGAUUCUGAACCAGAUAACAGAGUCACUGGGCCCUGAAGCACGACGGAUCAUAAUUAACAGCCAAAUGGAACAAGACAAGCCAGAGUACGUUCCUCCUAAAGACUUGCGCAAGUACAGCCCUCACCAACCACACGUCCAGCAGCUUCCUGUGGACUCCAAAGGCCUACGAGAUGGGGAUGGCAGGACUCGGAGGAGUAUGAGAGAGAGGAAGCCAGUUGCCAGAACUCAGAGUGCUCCACACAGACGUCCUGGUCAGGCAAAACAUACGUUGAAGAGGCAGACAAGUUCUGAAACUCUGCCGACAGCUGACAAUGAACAAGAGAUGGAGACCAAUCAACCACUUAUCUCAUCACCAAAUACUAGCGCCAGUGUCAAACGUCCACAUGCACCAGUUCCAUGGAUCAAGGUCAGCCACAACAGGGAGUCAAUUGAGAUGAAGACUGAGAACGAGCACUUCAACUUACUGGAUAAGCAUGCUCAAGAGUUAUCAGAGCUUCGUCUGGGGAUAGAGCAGGUGACAGAACGUGAGCUGGACAUGGCAAAGCGCCUGGAGGACUUCAUUAUCCAAAGUCAGGACCAGAAUGCAAUGCUGCAGGCUGAAGUGAUCGAGCUCCGGGAUCAGCUGGCUGUGCGAGACGAGCAGCUCGCCAGCGCCACCUUCAGGCUGGGUGUGAUUGAGGAGGAGAGGGAGGAAGAUGAAAGGAAGCUGAGUGUUGCCAUUGCAGCAGCCGAGCGAAUGAACGUACUGGAGGAGCAGUUUGCAGACCUGCUGAAGGACCUUCACCAGCUCAGUGAGGCCAACAACAGCAUACAGCAUCCCGAAAAGCCACACAUCAACAGCAACUGAACUCUGACAGUAACACCAUUUAGAGCUGCAGCAUCACAGUGUUGUGUAAAUACAUACAUACUGUAGAGUUCAAGUUGAAGUCACUGCCUGAAGUCAUAGUUAUGGUUUCCUGAACAGGUGUAAGUUUAUUUUAUGAACAUAUUUAGAAUGCAUGUGAGCGGGCAAAUGCCGACUGUGGUGAACAUGAAACCUGCAGGAUUUUUCUGCAUUUCAGCUUUUACUGUAUCCCAGCUGCAGAUGUGUUUGACUUGUAAACCUUUCUGAUAAAUAAAAGAGCUACAACUGAA